This is a messenger RNA of Rotaria socialis, 642 nucleotides long. Lineage: Eukaryota; Metazoa; Rotifera; Eurotatoria; Philodinida; Philodinidae. The record is from the annotation of a GenBank genome assembly.
AUGUACGGUGCACGAUCAUUAACGAGACCCAGGCCGACAAGGUUUCGUGAACAAGCACAAAAUGCACUGCUGAACAAUUCUUAUCCGCCUAAUGCAUUGCUACCAACAGAAUAUCGUAUGCGGCCAAUAUCUCUACGUGAAUAUACGUGGCGACGCACAUGGCCACAUGCCCUGACAAAUGGAAUUGCUGUACUUAUGUUAAUACUUACUUUGUCUGUUGUUAUUUUGGAGGUUGUUCAUCUGUGCCUAACCACAGUUGCAGAACCUUUCAAACCGGUCGGAACAACAGCAGCUGGUUUCUGGUGUUCACUAUUCUAUGCUAUUGCGGCACUGUUUAUACUCAUAGCAAAUCUAAUGAAAAGAAAUUCAUUUGUAUGGGUUACCAUUGGAUUUAUCCUCACUCUUAUAUCACUUGCUUUCUGUGGUGUUCUGAUUGGAUUUGAUGCCAAGACAGUUAGCAAAUACAAUUUUGCUUUAAGUCCAAAAAUUAAAUUUAUAGGUGCUCAAUUAGGGUUUGCUUGUGGUGUGGCAUUGCUUGAUAUAAUAUUUCUUUUAAUUUACUUUGCCACACUUUGCUUGACGGCAGCACGAUGCAAAACGGCUGAGAAGACAAUACCACCAUAUGUUCAACCGUAUGGUUAA